CUGCUUUGUUGUUUACAGCUUUGGCCAAUGCUAAUUUGCAUCUAGUCUCGUCUGAUUAUGCAUGCGUUGUUUUUUUUUAGGCUUACUUCAUUUUGCAAACACACAAAAUAUAUAUAUAUAUAUAUAUAGACCAAUGCGUGUAAACAAUCAGGGCCAGGAUACGUAAGCGGUUUAGGCAUUUAUUCGAUAUCCAGCUUAAGGUCCAUCCAUGCACUAGUACGCUCUUUGUCCUCAUUAGUAAGACAAUUCAGCACACAAGUCGAACGACUUUGUCUGACUUAAUAACGUUUUUCCACAACGAGUACCACUUGGCUUAAUAGUACGCCAUUAAAAAUUACUAGUAAACUACUGAGCUGCACUACUAACACAGUCGUUCUUCUAGUUUGUCUUGCUAGUGAAUAAAUGUCCCUUUUUUCCCCCUCACUAGUGGGACAACCACGCGUUACUAGUGAGACAGAACUGCUCUCGUUGGCAACUGGGUGCUACUAUUACUACUAGUCACGUUAUAAAAUUUUACUAGUUAACCUCUUGCGCUUCAGUAGUAGUACUAGAAGUGUGGAGCUGUCAACUAAUGCACAGUUUUGCUUCAUUAAGAACAUGUAGUUGUCCGUACUAGUAUGUAGUGCCAUACUGGGUUAAAGCAUUUAAUUCAUUGCUAUCUCCUGAAUUUAUUAGCUAGUCCCUCAAUUAUCAUGUUAACUAUGUCUGAAUGUAUUUUUGAGUCACCUUGCCAGUUGAAAUGUAAAUUAAGCUCUCCCUACCAAGCAGUUUGUCGCGUGUAGCAUCUUCUUUUCGACUAACACUUCACACUUAGGAGAAGAACGCUCAAAUCAUCAUUCAAGCCAUUUAACCAUUCCAACCCCCCUUGGUCACAUGAUGACAUAUGUAUGGCACCACAAACAAAGCCUUCUACAGAACGGUUUGUUUACUAGUGUUGUCAAUGGGGGAGGCUUCAGCUUCUGCCACCCGCAAUGAGCGAAACUAUGGAAAAACAACAAAGUUACGAGGAGAUGUUCGCGCACAGAUACUCAUCAGAGGACCGAGAGUACCAGGAGUACGUGAGCAGGCCGGCUGAUCCUCCUCCAAUCGUGGAGGACUGGAGAGGUCGUGGGGGCGGAAACCAUCGAGGAAGAGACAGAAGGUACCAGGACCGUCAAGGGGGCCGUGGCUGCGGUGGAGGCCAAGAGUGGGGGGGGGGCCGCUCUGGUAGGGGAGAGCAUCACAGGCAGCAACAAGACAGAGACCGGUACGGGGGGCACGAUCGUGGCUCUCAAGCGAACUCCUAUCAGGAAAACUCCUCGCACUAUCAUAGGCCUCGUUAUGAGAGGUACUGAUCUCUGUUAUUAGGAUGAAAUCAUUUGUAUACGUGGCACUGUUGUGGCUGGCGCGUUUUUUAUUUGACGUUUGACCACAGUUUCAUACUGUGUCAACGAUGUUUGUAUUCUCAUCAUUUGCUUCGGGCAUACAGUACAUGGAAAUUUGACUUUAAAAAAAACAAAAUAAAAUACAGUGUUUGAAGAUAUUGUCUGCUAGCUGUUAAAUCCAUGAUGUAAUUCAUUACACAUUUUACUGAAGAUUGUAUGUGAACUAUUAACAAUUAGCAUGCAGCUUCAUGUGUGCUGUCUUUUAAGGUUGUCAAAGUUGCUCACUAUGAACCAUUAUGAAUAAAGUGCUACCUUGACUUA
Molecule: messenger RNA, 1685 nt
Organism: Phycodurus eques (leafy seadragon)
Lineage: Eukaryota; Metazoa; Chordata; Actinopteri; Syngnathiformes; Syngnathidae
Product: RNA guanine-N7 methyltransferase-activating subunit-like protein
Exons: 3
Coding region: 972-1334 (120 amino acids)
Biological process (GO): RNA 5'-cap (guanine-N7)-methylation
Molecular function (GO): RNA binding
Source: RefSeq, a predicted model, not a curated record